AUGAAUCAACUUAAAGACCCUAAAUCGGAUCUUUCAAUAACAAUAAAUACUGCAACAGAAAUCUAUACUCUCAAAAAACCAUUUCUUAUUAAAUAUUGCGAAAAUAAAAAAUUAAAAUCAACAGGUACAACUAGUGAAUUAAGAGCUAGACUUAGUAGAUACUUAAAAGGCACCAUAACAUUAGACGACAUAGAUAACACAUUAAGCAAAGAAGAAUGCGAUUUAAUUUUAAUCAAAGCAAAAACUAAUAAAAUCGAUUUUAAAAAGAAGCAGGAAUACUCGAUUCGAGCGAUUCAAGCACUGACACAAAUACAAUUAAUAAAUUAA
Molecule: messenger RNA, 327 nt
Organism: Macrosiphum euphorbiae (potato aphid)
Lineage: Eukaryota; Metazoa; Arthropoda; Insecta; Hemiptera; Aphididae
Source: the annotation of a GenBank genome assembly